AUGGAGGAGGUGGGUAAACCCAUUGCCUGGUGCCCGGACAGCUCAGAGCUGGUGGUGGGCCUCGGGAGGCUUCUGCAGAUCUGGGCUGUGGGCGCAGAGGGCUUGUGGGGUAAGGCGGCAGAGCUGCCAGGUGAACGGCAUAUGCUAAGCGUCGCCUGGCCGAUGCGUGACCACAUCACGGCCCAAGACGUCUCUGGUGCUUUGUGGCUGUGGGACCGAGCGAACGGCACCUGGCGGGCCGAGGUUGUGCAGCAGGAGAAGGUGUGGGGAGAUGAGACGCUCACGGACCCGGACUUUGCCCUCACCUCCCUGGACUGGACUUCCGGCGGUUCCGGCAAGCUGGCCAGCUUCCGGGGACCAACAGGGCUGCGGAUCUGGGAGCGGGGACCGGCGGGAUUGGUGCCGCUGCAUGACCUGCAGGAGCCGCACCAGCAGCAGCUUUUGUCACUGAGGUGGUCCACGGAUGGUCGCCUUCUGGCCACGGGGUCCGCAGAAGGGGCCGUGUCGUUGUGGACCUUUGACCCGGAAGUACGACAGCUGCUGCGGGAGGACCACCGGCACGAAGGAGCAGUCUUCGGCCUGGCCUGGGCCCCGGACAGGCCGCCGGCCCUGGCCAGCGCCGGCGAGGACGGGAAGGUGAAUGUCUGGAACGAGCUGGCAGGCGUGUGGACGCUCAGGUAUGCACUAGACAUACGAGACCCAAACUUGGAUUAUGUGGGCAGUCCCAUUCCCGUCAUGGGGCUGGAUUGGUCACAACACGACAUUUUGACGACUUGCGGGCCUGCCGGCAUUUUCAUCUGGAGAGACCCGCGGGAAGAAAGAACCAAGCUGAAGGUCACAUCCAAGGCCUUGAGUGAGUUGUGCACCAUACGCUGGUCGCCUGAUGGGCACACUCUUCUAGUGGCAGACGGUAGCCUGUUUUUAUGGCAUUUGAGCAUGACGGGAACAUAUUUCAUGGGUGAAGUAACAAUGCGGGACUACAAGAACAUCGUCUCAGCUGCCUGGUCCUCUGACGGAAGUUUUUUGUCCACCGUGGGAGACAACGGUAUUGUGGAGCUGUGGAACCACAGCGAGGGACACUCCGAUUGGGAGGUGCAACAGCUUCCUUCGGAGAAGCAUUCCGAGGCUGUCAGCUGGUCUGUCAACGGUUUGUUGGCCAGUGCCAACAGCGACGGGACCAUCGAAAUCUGGGAAGGUAAGCAGCUGCUGCAUGUCAGCCAAGCAUAUUUUCCGCGCCGUAUGUCAGAUUGGUUUAAAUCUCGAAUGCACAGUGACGAGGCCUUGCAGGCCUUGGCCUGGUCUCCGGGCGGGGAGCGUCUAGCGGCUUCCACCUCCUUGUUCCGGGAUCAUUUUGCCGUGUGGAGGGUGGACUCUGGCGCCUUGGCGCGGGAGCAAAAUCUGAGCAUCAACGAGCCGCGGAGGGUCUUAGCCUUGGCCUGGUCCCCGAAAGGGUACCCAUUGGUGGCCAGUACCUUUUGCCGCAGCAACGGGACGCAUCGCGUCUUGAGUUCUGGAGCAAGGGUGUCAGUGGGAACUGGCAGGUGCAGGUGA
Effrenium voratum is the source of this 1551-nucleotide messenger RNA. The record is from the annotation of a GenBank genome assembly. Lineage: Eukaryota; Dinophyceae; Suessiales; Symbiodiniaceae.